CGGGACACCUGCGCACACAGCCUCCAGGGUCAUCUUUCUCCUGGACAUUGGAGCUAUGACCCUUUGGAGGUGACCCAGGAGAUAAGGGAUGCAGGCCUCUGGCCCUUCCAACGAGGGCCCCCUGCGAGGCCUGGUGGCUUCCCGAAUUGAGACCUAUGGAGGCAGGCAUCGGGCCUCUGCCCAGAGCACUGCUGACAGACUCUGUGCUGGAGGAGGCCCUGUGCUGGAUCUCAAUCGCGGACACUACAUCCCCUUUACCAAGGGUUCUAGCCAGGCCAGAGGUCUGGCUCCCACAGUGUUUCGAGAAGAGCCACAGAAGAAGCAUGGAGUCUAUUAUAUGGUUGGCCCACCUCUUUCCCCCAGACUCAAGGAAGUCACAAAGGCCCACCAGCUGGAGAUGAGGUUGCACACAUUCAGCAUGUUUGGGAUGCCCCGCCUGCCCCCUCAGGACCGGAGUCACUGGGAAAUAGGAGAGGGUGGUGACAGUGGUCUGACCAUCGAGAAGUCCUGGAGGGAGCUGGUGCCUGGACACAAGGAGAUGAGCCGAGAGCUUUGCCACCAGCAGGAAGCACUGUGGGAGCUCCUGACCACAGAGGUGAUCUACGUGAGAAAGCUGAAGAUCAUGACUGAUCUCCUGGCAGCUGGUCUGCUGAACCUGCAGAGAGUAGGACUACUGAUGGAAGUGUCAGUUGAGACUCUUUUUGGAAAUGUCCCCAGCCUGAUUCGAGUCCACCAGAGUUUUUGGGAGGAGGUGCUGGAGCCGUCCCUGGAGGAGACUCGCGCCUCUGGCCAGCCUCUGAACCCCAUCAGCCUGCAAAGCGGCUUCCUAACGUUUGGCCAGCGAUUCCAGCCCUAUGUCCAGUACUGCAUGCAAGUGAAGAAGACCAUGGCUUACGCCCGGGAGCAGCAAGACACCAACCCUCUCUUCCACACCUUUGUGCAGUGGUGCGAGAAGCACAAGCGCGCGGGCAGACAGAUGCUGGGCGACCUGCUGAUCAAACCCCACCAGCGCAUCACCAAGUACCCACUGCUGCUCCAGGCUGUGCUCAAGAGGAGCCCAGAGUCCAGAGCCCAAGAAGCCCUGAACGCCAUGAUUGCAACUGUGGAGUCCUUCCUGCGACACAUCAAUGGGCAGGUCCGCCAGGGCGAAGAGCAGGAGAACUUGGUGGCUGCAGCUCAACGCAUUGGGGCCUAUGAGGUGCUGGAGCCAUCCAGCGAGGAGGUGGAGAAGAACCUUCGUCCUUUCUCCACUCUGGACCUGAUAUCUCCUAUCCCAGGGGUUGCCCCUGAGCACACCAGGCAGCUGUUGCUGGAAGGGCCUGUUCGAAUAAAGGAGGGGCGAGAAGGGAAGCUGGAUGUGUACCUGUUCCUCUUCUCUGAUGUGCUCCUGGUGACCAAGCCCCAACGCAAGGUGGACAAAGCCAAAGUCAUCCGUCCCCCUCUCAUGCUGGAGAAGCUUGUGUGCAGGCCACUGCGAGACCCCAACUGCUUCCUGGUGAUCCACCUCACUGAAUUUCAGUGUGUCUCUAGUGCCCUGGUGGUGCAUUGUUCCAGUUCAACAGAUCGUGCACGGUGGCUGGAGAAGACCCAGCAGGCUCAGGCCACCCUGCAGAAACUGAAGGCAGAGGAGUACGUUCAACAGAAGAGGGAGCUCCUGGCUCUCUAUCGGGACCAGGGCAGGGAGUCCCCCAGCACCAGGCCCUCCACGCCUUCCCAGGAAGGCUCCCAGAGCAGCGCUGAGGGGAGGACUCCUGAGUUCACCACCAUCAUCCCCCACCUGGUGGUGACUGAAGACAUGGAUGAAGAUGCUCCCUCUGUACCAGACGAUACUUCAGACUCCGGUUAUGGCACUUUGAUCCCAAGCUCCCCUAAGGAGUCCUACUCCCCAUUGAGUCGUAUACGUCACAGGGCUCUUCGGAGGGACCCUCGCCUCACCUUCUCCACCCUGGAACUCCGAGAUGUUCCUUUGCGCCCCCAACCCCCUGACCCCCAAGCUCCCCAGCGCCGCAGUGCCCCUGAUCUGCCAGAAGAGAUCAGAAGAGGAGGAAGCCUUCCCAGGGUAGACCCACCCAACUGGUCUGAGGAGGAAGAGGGGACCUCAGCACCGGGGAAUGUGAUGGUAGAAACUUUGCAUAGGGCCCGACUCAGGGGGCAGCUCCCCAACUCCCCAGCCCACACUGACUCUGCUGAGGACAGCCCCUGGGAGUCGUUAGAGGAAGAUGAGGAACCUCAGCCCCUUGGCCUCCACCAUGAUUCCACCCCACAUCGUCCCCUCCGGGCUGAGGACAUGCUCAGGGAGAUCCGAGAGGAUCUGGCCAGCCAAAGGAUUGAUGGAGCACAAGAUCCGAGGGAUACCAGGCCUCGGAAGCUGACUCGGACCCAGCUGCAGAGGAUGCGGGAGCCCCAUGUUAUACACCUGGACACACCCCUGUCCACCUCAGAGGUGUGAGGAAUGUUGAGACCUUGGCAUUUCUCCCAGAGGAAAUGUCUCCUUAGUGCUGGUCACACCCCCACCCCUGGACUCUACCUCAAGGACUAUACUUC
Molecule: messenger RNA, 2544 nt
Organism: Castor canadensis (American beaver)
Lineage: Eukaryota; Metazoa; Chordata; Mammalia; Rodentia; Castoridae
Gene: Plekhg6
Product: pleckstrin homology and RhoGEF domain containing G6
Molecular function (GO): GTPase activator activity; guanyl-nucleotide exchange factor activity
Source: RefSeq, a predicted model, not a curated record